GCAAGCGGUUUUGUCAGUGUAAACAGAAGAGAACCUCAACCGAUGGCAACGGACCCACGAGAAACAUCCGCCUUUGCCCGUAUAUAAUCCGAUGCUGACAAACGUUGUAAUAAUUGGUACUGUGUUUGUGAGUGAAAGACGAGAUGACAAUGUAAUCGAACAGUAGUAUUUUAGUUAGAUUGUUUUAUAUUUCUGCUGCGUCACGAUCGAUCGUCAAUAGAAACUGAUACACACAUGGAACCAGUCUUGGUGGCGGGUUCCAUCUAUAGGAAUUGAGUUUCUGUCCAGACGAACAGGUGUUCGAAACCAUCAACCCUAAGGACAAACGCAAAUAGAGCAGGACUGUGCAGUUCAUCAAAUCAUGGCGGACAUUAUCACCGUCAACGUGAGCGGACGUAGGUUCGAGAUCGGACGAGAUGUUUUGUCCAGGUUCCCUGAUUCUACUCUAGGGCGACUGACGUCAUCUACACAGAAGGAGGUUUUCUUCCAGAGACCCGCAGCUGUGUUUAAGUCCGUCCUUGGAUACCAUCAGACAGGGCACCUGCAUCUACCAUCUUCUAUGUGUCUCGGAGCUGUACAGGAAGAACUGGAAUUCUGGGGUCUCGCUGCAAAUGAUCUUGAACCUUGUUGCAAAAGAAACCUAACCAAAUUCAACAAACUUCAAAAGGACUUAGAAUCUUUCGAAAGGUCAAUGAAGGAUGAUAAUGACACUUUCAACGCUAGCAGCUGUUGCCAGUUACCCGGAACCCGUUUUGCAAACGCGAAGCGACGUAUCUGGAGUAUCUUGGAUCACCCGUUUUCUUCCAUUCCUGCUCGUAUAUAUUUCGCCGUGUCCUCGCUGAUGGUGAUCCUGUCAGUGCUGGUGGUGUUUUUACAGUCCAUGGAUUCAUUCAAGCAAGGCAUGACACUUGAAUUGUGGAAGGAGUACUACGGCUCUCAGUUCCAAGAACAUGAAGACCGGAUACGAGUCCUGACGAGUUCCAGUUCUGCUGAAGUCAAUGAAAUCCUUGAAAAACACAAUCAAACUACCAAGGAACUCAUGCACAACUUUACACUUCCUGCGAAUGUGUUUUUAGAGAAUGAGGUAUUCGACAUUAUCGGGGUAUCACUCACAUUGUUCUUUUUGCUGGAGCUCCUCCUGAGACUGUUGACGUGCCCUAGCAUCAUCCGAUUCUUCAAGUCAAUCAUGAACUGGGUGGACAUUCUGUCUGUUGCAUUUGCUUGCACUGAUUCGAUAUUUCAUCAUUUCAGGCGGUCGGAAAAGUUCAAGGAAACCUCGAUGGACUACCUCGGGGCGUUCCAGAUAGUCAGAGUCUUAAGACUCUUCAGACUUGCGAAACACAUCACAGGAGCUAAGGUGUUAAAAUACACCGUGUUCACUUCCUACAAAGAGUUUGGUUUCAUAAUCCUUCUGAUUUUCAUCAAUACCAUUGUGUUUGGUACUCUUGCGUACACAGUCAACGCCGACAAGAUGGAAGAUUUGCCGUUUGCUGCCUGGUGGGCUAUGGUCACCAUGACAACAGUGGGCUAUGGGGACGUGGUACCUUCUAACCACGAGGGCAGAUUUGUCGGCGUGUUGUGUGCGUGUAUGGGUAUAAUGACCCUGGCUCUGACAGUUCCUCUGUUGGUGGACAACUUUGUCACGUUCUACUCGUACGCUUCCAGGACCUCAGAUGCUAAGGAGUUGACCAGGAUGGAGAAGGUCAAGGUGUCUCCAGUUGAGGUGUGUGAGGCUGACGAUCGUACAGAACAUGGUGAUAAAUGAAAAACAAGAUUUUGCACUUGCUCUAUUUGAUGUUCUGAUAAAAAAAUAAAACUUACUUAAUUAUUAUGCAAAGCAUAGGUAACUCAAAAUAAUUAAAGCUUGCGGUUUUGUCACUGCCUCUUUGCUAUUAUGAGAUUAAUAUUUUUCAUGUAGUCUCAAGCAAUUGCUUUGACAUGCCGCGUAAUCAUUGGUAAAAAAAUGACGAAGAUUCAAGAUUGUGAAAAUGUCUUUGGAUGGGUAGUCGACGUCCGCUUUUUGUAAGAGGAGUUACGUCCCGUUGCAACUAGUACACGCUGAUUCAGCUAUUCAUGUUACAGUGAACAUAUAAAACCAGGGAUUAUGCAUAAUCCCUGAAAUUUUCAGUGAUUAUGUAUAAUGUCUGAUUCACUCAGUGAUUAUACACUGAACAUGUCCAUCAUACAUUUCCCUAUGUAUAUCAAUCAUAUAUAAAUUUUAUUAUGUUGCAUGAAGAUACCAUUGUAGCAAAGAAACGUCUCUAUGCUGCUUAAUACAAAAGUCUAAUUCCACAUCUUUUUGGAAGAAAUAUACCUUAAACAACACAAAAAGAGAUUUCAGGGAAUAUGUCUAAAAUUCUAGUCUAUAUUCAGUGAUUGUGUAAUCCCUGAAAAUACAGUGAAUCAGACAUUAUACAUAAUCACAGAAACCUUCAGGGAUUAUACUCUAACAUAAUCCCUGGCUUUACAUAUUCACUGUAACAUAAAGAUCACAUUUUGGUCCCGUUUAUUUAAAUCAUCCAGGUGUCUGUGAUGCCAAAAUCGUAGAGAUUUUUGGCAGGUGCAGCUUACGGCUUACCUAAUAGAAACUAUUUGGAUGUUCCGUUCAGACUGUGUUAUUGGUGGUACAAAAGAGUUAAUGACAGCAUUACGUUGCACAACGUACCUAUUAAGUCACGUGACUAUAACAAUAAGACACUAUCGGCAUGCCACGUUUUGUACGUUUUAAAAUAGAUGUGGGUUAUUUUAUCUUGAUGUUGCCAGUCACGUUCUGAAUGGUCAAUAUUGUAAUUAAGAAAUCAUACAUGUAUAUUUGUAUAUAUAUGUGUAAUGAUGUUCAUCCGGACGUUGUUUGUUCAUUGAUGAAGAGUUUCACCUGCUGACUGUUUUAUGCUUACCUAUAAACAUAUAUUUUCAUUACUG
Molecule: messenger RNA, 2922 nt
Organism: Haliotis rubra (blacklip abalone)
Lineage: Eukaryota; Metazoa; Mollusca; Gastropoda; Lepetellida; Haliotidae
Product: potassium voltage-gated channel protein egl-36-like
Exons: 3
Coding region: 362-1765 (467 amino acids)
Biological process (GO): protein homooligomerization; potassium ion transmembrane transport
Cellular component (GO): voltage-gated potassium channel complex; membrane
Molecular function (GO): protein binding; voltage-gated potassium channel activity
Source: RefSeq, a predicted model, not a curated record